AUGUGUUUUGAUAAUAGCAGUACAUCUCAAUGUCUUAAUGGUGGUUAUUGCAGUUUGAAUGAUACUUGUAUAUGUGCAAGUGCUUGUUUCGUAGGUAAUUUCUGUGAGAUUAAUUAUAAUGCAGUUCGUUUACCACUUACUGGUGCUAUUAUUCAAGAUAUUUCAACAGGACGAGACUUUUACAUAGCUUUCUUUUUUCUACUUGGAUUCUGUGGCCUUAUAAACAAUGCUCUAUCAUUGGUAACAUUCAUACGUGAACAAAUUCGUCUUACAAUAUGUGGCCUUUAUUUAAUUUUGUUUUCCAUAUUUGGUAUAGGACUUACGUUAACUAUUUUCACUUAUAUAGCAACUAUUUUUUGCUAUAAAAAUCAAACAUAUCAAUAUAUAGCUUGUUAUUACAUACCAUUUAUAGCAGUCGCUUUAAAUGAUGGAGCUUUCUUAUUCACUACAGCUAUUGCAGUCGAACGUAUUAUUAGUGAUUGUUGCAAUUUAAAUAUUCAAAGACGACGAACACGAGGAUUAUUCGUAUCUAUAAUUAUUAUUGUUUAUGUGUGUUGUUCAAAUAUAGAUGAAAUAUUUCUUCGUCGUAUUUCUACUGAUCCUAUAGGUAAUAAGAUUUGUGUGUAUGAUUUUGAGCGAUAUCCAACAUGGCGUCGUAUUGAUAUUGUUUUUUCUUAUACACAUGUUAUUAUACCUUGUGUAAUACAUUUUAUUUGUUCAGUAUAUGUUCUUACGAUAAUUGCUCGUCGAAAAAUAUUUAUUCGUGGUAUAGAAAAUAGAUUUUUUCAUGUAUGGUGUGAACAAUUACGUAUUAAUCGAGAUUUUUUUAUUCCACCAAUAUGUCUUAUUUUCUGUAUUCUUCCACAUGGUAUAUUAGGUCAUUUACUUCAAACAUGUAUACCAUAUUCAGACAAAAGUAAACUUCGUCUUCAUAUAUUAUUUGUAGUUUUAUUAUUUGUUCCACAAAUGUUAAGUUUUAUCUUAUAUGUAUGUCCAAAUCAAAAAUAUUGGAAAGAAUUUCGAUGUACAAUUGUUUAUCGUAAAGUUUGCAGUAAUUUUUGUCAUAGACAACAAAGAUUGCAACAACAAAAUGAUACGGAAUUACAAAGAGAACAAAUAAGAAUGUCAGUGUACUUCAUCAAUGAAACAAGUUCUGCUAAUGAACAAAUGGAUACUACUAUAUAG
This is a messenger RNA of Rotaria sp. Silwood1, 1185 nucleotides long. The record is from the annotation of a GenBank genome assembly. Lineage: Eukaryota; Metazoa; Rotifera; Eurotatoria; Philodinida; Philodinidae.